Molecule: messenger RNA, 1937 nt
Organism: Rhizophagus irregularis DAOM 181602=DAOM 197198
Lineage: Eukaryota; Fungi; Glomeromycota; Glomeromycetes; Glomerales; Glomeraceae
Cellular component (GO): membrane
Molecular function (GO): FAD binding; D-arabinono-1,4-lactone oxidase activity
Source: RefSeq, a predicted model, not a curated record
AAAAUCAUUUUUGAAUAUGGAAGGAUUUCUAGUAAGGGAACUCAAAAAUUUCGAAUAUACGAUUCUUGAUUCUCUCAAAGAUCAAGAGUCUUCCAUUAUAAAACGUGCAAGAAGACAAGAAACACAAAGAGCGAUCGUAGAUACUACAGCUCUUGUUAAUGAAUCUGAUGAAUCUGGGGAAACCGUUUGGCAUAAUUGGGCAGGAAAUAUUUCGUUUAAACCAGAUAAAAUAUUUUACCCAAAGAGCGUUGAAGAUUUAAAAAGUUAUGUAAAGAGUGCACAAAAGAAUGGAAAGAAAAUUCGAUGUGCUGCUGAAGGUCAUAGUUGGAGUUCGCUUUCAAUGACAAAUGAUUAUUUAGUGAUUUUAAACAAUAUGGAUAAAAUUGAUAUUGAAAAGAGAGAUGAUGGAUAUGUGGUUCAUGCUGAAGCUGGAGCUCAAAUCUCGCAAAUCGAUAAAGCACUCGAGAGGAAUAAUCCACCAUUGACGAUCACUUCUAUGACCGUCCUUGAUAAUGUAAGGAUUGGAGGUGUUGUCGCAACUGGAAGUCAUGGUGCUAAAUUUGAAGCGAGAACAAUCGUUGAUCAAGUUGUUGGUUUACAAAUCGUGACUGGCGAUGGUGAAUUACAUGAAUUUUCAGAUGAAAAGAACCGUGAUGAAAUGGAGGCUGCACGUGUCAGUUUAGGUUUAUUAGGUAUCAUGUCUAGGGUAACCUUACGUGUUGAACCAAUGUACGAUCUUCGAAUGACUGACACUUAUCCGCUUAAGUCUAAGUUUGAUUCAGCCGCUAUCAGAGAUCUUGUGAAAAAUUCGGAUGGAAUUGAAAUUUUCUAUUGGCCAUUUAAUACACUAACAAAAGAUCAUUUAAUAUCAAAAGAAACGGAAAGACUAUGGAUUAAACGAUGGACAAAGUCUACUGAUCCUGUCACUUUAAAUGAACUCCAGCAACUUUUCCUUCGUAUCGCUCAAGACGCAUCUACCAAAAUAGCUCAUCACUUUUAUCAGGAAAUUCUAAAUUCCCCGGAAAAGACUCCAUUAAUCGCCAACUUAGCUGGAAAAGUAAAGUUGGUAGAACAUAAUGACGUAUGGAGUGCACCUGAUGCAAUACAUUAUCAGGCAGGAAUUGAUAAUUUACCUUGCGAGGAUUUGGAAUUUGCAAUUAAAGCCGAUAAAGACUUUGAAAAUGUCAUAACGGAAAUUGAUUACAUUUUUAAUAGAAUUUUUGAAUACGCGAAGAAGGGACAAUAUCCUCUUAAUUUAGUCGUUGAAAUACGUAUCACCAAAAGCUCGAGCGCUAUCUUGUCAGACGCAUACGAUAAAGAUCCUGAUGCCUACUAUUUCUUUAUCGAAGUCUUAUCUAUAAAAGAUACACCAUUAUUUAAGGAAUUUUCGAUCGAACUUGCUCAAAGAUGGAUGCAAAAAUAUAAUGCGAGACCGCAUUGGGCUAAAUCUUGGGAAUAUGUGCCGAAUAUUACUCAAUAUCUACAUGAACAGUUGGGCGAACGUGCCAAAAAAUUUGAGGCUGUCCGUGCAAAGUAUGAUCCAAAUGGCAUUUUUUUCGAUAACGAAUCGUUGAAACAAGUGAUCUAUGGAACCAAAUAAUAAAUGUUUAAAUGCCUAGCAGAUAUGACCGAUUUUCAUGAAUAAAAUUUUUAAUCAAAAAGAUAGCAAUAUAAUGUUAAUAUGUUUAAUAUUUUUUUUUGUAAGUAUGUAAAAUAGCUUAACUUUUAAUUAUUUACUACUUUAUUUCAUUUAAUUGCCGAUCCGUCUAAGAACGGCACUAUCGUAUAUGUAAAAUACAUAUCUGAUGCGCGUUACAAUGUAAAGUCAUUUUUUCUAUAGUAAUGUUAUAAUUAUUUUAACAUAUUAUUUUUCCUUGAGUUUUUUUUUACAUAUAUCAUAUGAUUUUUAUUAAAAAAUAUUGAGUUAUCGCAGUUUU